AUGUGCGGCUCCUCUCAGCUGAGCAGCGAUGCUGGUGUGCGGAUCCUUGUAAAUGUGGGCAAUUUUUUCACGUUGGAGUCUGUCUUUGUAGCGCCACGGAAAGGAAUUUACAGUUUCAAUUUCCACGUAAUUAAAGUCUACCAGAGUCAAACAAUUCAGGUGAAUUUGAUGCUGAAUGGGAAGCCAGUGAUCUCUGCCUUCGCUGGGGACAAGGACGUCACCCGUGAGGCCGCCACCAACGGGGUGCUGCUGUACCUGGACAAGGAGGACAAGGUUUACCUGAAGCUGGAGAAAGGAAAUCUGGUGGGUGGAUGGCAGUACUCGACAUUCUCCGGCUUCCUGGUCUUCCCCCUGUAAAGUCACUUUUCCUGUGGCGUUCGUCCUCACCUCUGUUUCAUGAAGAUCAUUUUGUCGUCAUGGGAGUGAUGAUGGUUCUUUAUUGCUUUCUCACGGGUGAUUUUGGAUUCUCUCCAUGGAUUUUGGCCCCAUCUGAACUACUCAGAAAUUCCACAGAAUCCUGUGUGUUCAAAUACGAUAUCUUUGGACUGAGACUAAAGCAGACAAUAAAUAUCAAUGCUGAAGGUUACCGUCCAAAGCCGCCUGCAAGAUUUAUUCCAAUUUCAUUUCCUGGACUUACCGGAUCCGUGGAAGAAGUGGAUUUUCUUUAACUGUGAAAAGACUGGCACCAAAUCUUUGAUGUAGGAGAGUCUGAGUUCAGACUUCAAGCACGAGUUAGUGUGUUGCUGCCAAAGAACAUUGAUGUGUUGAUAUAUUGCUGAUGUUUCUGUCCCGGGAGCGCACAUUCCGCUCUCGUAGAGAGGUAAUUCCUAUUGCUAAGAGCCUGACUUGAGUUCUCCUCUGCCUGUUGUGUGUUGGAUGGGUCACCCAGUAUUUAAUCACAAUCAAGUCCAGCCUCCAUCAGUCUGAGGGGUUGUGGGUGUGGGUUGGUUGGAUGUGGAAGGGGUUCCUCUUUUCCACGGGCUGAUUCCCAAGAGGAAAAGCAGAUUAUAACCAUUCAGAGUUAAAGGUGGUCAUUCAGGCACAACUUUGUUAAAACAACUUUGCCCUGCAGGACACCUCACACUUGUUCUUCAAUUUUAAUUAGCUGGAUUGGUAAUUACUGCUUUGUUCAACUCCUGAGGGAUUCCUUCCUUAGACACAACCACUUUGUCAGCUGGAGAUGGGAUCUCCUUUGUUUGUAUUUCUGUGUAUUUUCCAGCCCUUCUGUUGUGUUAAAGGUCUGAUCUGAUUUUGCCUUAACUCCACAGGUGUAAAAAAAUUCAGAUCAUUUGUUUAACAAAUAUGAAAUCCAAAUAACUGGGACCUAACUUGGUACAAAAGCUUCCCAGCUUUUUGUACAGGUCAUGUGAAUUCAUAAACUUAUUUAUUAUCUCGUUGUUCCAUAAUAAAGAUUAACAUACGUUAGCUGAACUUUUGCCCUUCGGAUUUUGGGAGUCACUUCAUACUAUUUUUUUUAAUUGGAUAUAAUUAUUAUAUGCAAAAUAGAAACUCUUUGGGAUUCACAGAAAAUAUCCAGGGAGGCAAAAAAACUGCCACGAGUAAGUGUGGCAGAAUCCUGGAGAUAAUCAGAGUGAUCAGAAAUUAACCUAUGCAUUUUAUUUAAAAAUAAAAUUUAGGCAGAAAUGCUGGCCUCACUGAAGUUGGUGUUAAGAAUCACAUUGAUUCCAAAGGAUUUGGGAUGAAACCUCUGCUCCAGGUUCUGCCAUCAACAUCAAACUCCAGAGCCAUCAGAUUGAAUAUUCAAUAAAAUUAUUUUCACAUGAGCUGCUAACGAAACCUUCAUCCCUCGUGCCCCAAAUACACGGAAUUGAUGGAUCUUUGUGCCUUGAGUAUCAUGAAAGGUUUGGUUCUAAAUGAAAAAUUUCUGCCUGCUUGAAAAUGUUUGUGGGUGGAAGCAUCUGCAGCAAUCUGGGAGCUUCCCUAAAAGCCACCUUGGGCUGGGAUUUGCUGUUUUUGGGGUCUGUUUCCAACUCCUUCCCUUGCUGGCCAAGUGUGGUGUGUCCCAUUGAUGUUCCACUGAUUGAAAAUCUAAUUCAUGGCUGGUUGGUGCUCCUACAAAAACAUCAGGGGAUUGGUGGCACAGCUUUGUGCCCAAAUUCCUGAUUUUCCCUCACCCAGCACAGGGGUUUUUCAGGCUGUUUCAGGAGGAUUGCUGGGUAUUUUGCACCCCUGUAAAUCAGAGAGGAGCUGAUUUUUAUCCCCACACAAUUCUGUUCCUGUUCUGUUCCCACUGCAGUUGGGGAAGAAGUGGAAGGACCUGGCGAGAAGGUGAAUGAUUGACAUGGCUGAAAAAUCUGAAAAAGUCAUGAUGACCAAUCAAAAAAAUGUGUUACUGCUGUACCCCCAAAAUGUGUGUGUAUAAAUAUAUGUAUAUCUAAACCGCCUGGGAUUGCAGAUCAUCGUUUGCAUGAUGUUAUAAAGAGGUUACUUGUCCUAAGAGCUUCUUUCAGAUGGGAGCAUUGGUAUUUUGUAUAAAAUUGGUAAAAUCCACCAUCUCCCCCUGCCCAUGGAUAUAUCUGUAAUGUAAAAGAAAAGAAAGAAAAAUGGCAUUAAAGGUGUCAGUAUAAUUUCUGAAUGA
Molecule: messenger RNA, 2599 nt
Organism: Cyanistes caeruleus (blue tit)
Lineage: Eukaryota; Metazoa; Chordata; Aves; Passeriformes; Paridae
Source: RefSeq, a predicted model, not a curated record